UCGAGUCAGUCCCGACAACAAGUUUAUCAGAGAAGUUCAAUGGCAGCGACUCAAUCUCACUUCUUGACCAACCUGAGAAUCUCCUCCCAACGAGCGGAUGCUCGUGUUUCGUCUUCUUCUUGUGAGAUGGUUACUCGGACGAAUCGGCCAUGGGCUUUGCCAUGUUCCUUGAAAGUUGACACCUUUCAGUUCCAAAGAACAACGAGAAGAGGAUCUCCAUGUUUGGCGAGGUUCGAGGAUGGCGAGUUGCUCAGAAGUGGGAUUGGUGAUGCUGAUGGGAUUAUAAUCGUCGACCACGGUUCUCGUCGCCGCGAAUCUAAUCUCAUGCUCGGUGAGGUUUCGCUUCUUAAUCUUAUGCUUUGUUGGUUGUUAAUUGUCUCAUUACAGUAUGAAUUGGCUGAGCCAUCUAUAAAAAGUGCAUUCAGUUUGUGUGUACAACAAGGAGCGAAACGUGUUGUUGUUAGCCCGUUUUUUCUGUUUCCUGGAAGACAUUGGCAUCAGGACAUUCCUGCUUUGACGGCUGAUGCUGCGAAGGAGUUCUCUGACAUCUCAUACCUCAUUACUGCACCUCUCGGCCUCCACAAUCUCCUCAUUGACGUUGUGAACGACAGAAUCCAACAUUGUCUGAGUCAUGUUGAAGGUGAUGCAGACGAAUGUCUCGUUUGUGCUGGAACAAACAAGUGCAAGCUCUACAAUAGUUCUUAGGCUCAAAAUGUAAGAACUUUUUUUGUAUAUCUUCUGGUUUUCUCUAACCUUUCGGAUGAGGAAAACAAAAAUAAACAGGCUUGUUGUAUUGUCCAUACUCAUCAGUUAUUAUUACACGUUGUAGUUCCACACCAAUUGAAAAAAAACAAUCAUAAUAAGAGUUAGCUGUUGAGUGUAA
Messenger RNA from Brassica oleracea var. oleracea, 883 nucleotides. RefSeq names its product sirohydrochlorin ferrochelatase. The record is from RefSeq and is a predicted model, not a curated record. Gene Ontology annotation, molecular function: lyase activity. The coding region runs from base 40 to 705 and encodes 221 amino acids. The transcript is spliced from 5 exons. Lineage: Eukaryota; Viridiplantae; Streptophyta; Magnoliopsida; Brassicales; Brassicaceae.